This is a messenger RNA of Carcharodon carcharias (great white shark), 1645 nucleotides long. It is a transcript of the gene stmp1, whose product is annotated as short transmembrane mitochondrial protein 1. Bases 124 to 267 code for a protein of 47 amino acids. The record is from RefSeq and is a predicted model, not a curated record. The transcript has 3 exons. NCBI's taxonomy places the organism in Eukaryota, Metazoa, Chordata, Chondrichthyes, Lamniformes, Lamnidae.
CAACAUGGCUGCGCUGCCAGCCCGUCGUUGCGGGGUGAGGGUGCGCCUGCGCACUGCUGUGUUGGGCGUGUGGAGGCGGUGCAGUGAGAGCGAGGUCUAGUUGUACUCGGUUUAGAGGGCAUAAUGUUGCAGUUCCUGGUAGGAUUUACUUUUGGAAACCUAGUGGGAAUGUAUCUGGCCCAAAAUUAUCAGAUUCCAAAUAUCUAUAAGAAGUUUGAAGAAUUCAAGAAGGAUGCGGAAGACCGAAAAAAGCCACCAAGAGAUUGAUUCUGAGGUGUUGAGCCCAUGGAUAAGUUUGGGAUAUUAGCAUUCAGUUGCAAGCAUAAAUUUACUGGAUGCAUUAAGUACCGAAAUUGGCACCAUUCCAGUUCUAUUUAUUUAGCACUUAUUAAGCAGUCAGUUUCACUAGUUCAGAGUGACCUGUAUUUGUAUCACCCAUGAUGUAUUGCUUUACCCACAUUUGGUCCAGUUGGGAUUUGAUACUGCUUGUACUCAUGUAAUGGGUUUUCAAUUUUAGUUCAUGUUUGUUGAAAAGCCAGUGAUGACAGCAUAAAAUCUAUGUUGACUCUGAUGUGCUGUUCUUUGUAUUAUGAGAGCAGUGUAUUAUAAUUCAUAUAUUCUUAAUAUCAAAUAUAGAGCCACUGGCAUUGUAAUAAAGUGUGCCUCAGCAUUGUUCUUUUUGUUAUUUUCCCAAACAUGAAAGGUAAUGAGUGCUUGUUUGUAUGUGUGAUAAAUGGAAAAUUCCAUCAGUAGUUGGGAAACACAGUAUUCAAAUUAGCCAAGUACUAUAAAAAAGGCAAAGAAUAAUUCAGUGCUCCUUCGGGUACCCUGAGGAAACACUCAAUGUGACAGCACCAAAUGUUGUAUCAUUCUUCGGGUUCUAAGUCUGUUUUGGAGAACCACAAAAGAAAUCAAGGCUCAAACUGCAUCAGGGACUAAUUAAUGGUGAUGAACUGUAUCUGUAAUGGGCAGUGUUACACUGGCACCUAGACUGGUAAGCCCAUUAAAAUCUUGAGCUAAUCUUCUGAGUCAACAUUUCCUGAUAUAUGUAAAUGAGUACAAUCUCAAGGAAGUGUGUUACAGGAUUUACCCUAGUUAAAUUAUUCUAUUAACUUAAAUAUAAAUGUUAACUGUACAUGACCAAUCUAGCUAAGGACCAACUCUAACCCAAAUGUCUAAAUUUUCUUGAAAAAAUAAAUUUCACCAAAGCAGUAAGCAUUCUAAAGUCAGCUGAGGAUCGAUGUUUCGUUGCAGUAUGUCUGUUAGACAAACAAUUCUAUUGAUAAGAUCUAUCUCAAAGAGGAAAAUGCAACGUGUGUGUUAUGUGUUAAGGAGUACAUGGCUAUUUCUGUGGGUAUGUGAUUGUGCCGAGUGUUGGGAUUGUAUUAUUCCAAGAUGGUAUCAAAAUUCUUUCUGAUACUUUUAAUAAUGAGAUAAUGACCCUCAUUCACAAUCACCUGAGUAACAGUUUCGAUGGCUUCAUUUGCAAGUGCCUACAGCCUUAUUAAAAUUGUGCAAAUCCAUUUUAUUAUAUUUAUCUUUUUUUUCCAAAUCUUUUCUGGAAAAAGUCAAAAAAUUGACUUUCUAUGUGAUGGCCAAAUGGUGGCCUCCUGUACAGUAAUAACUCAAUAAAUAUAUAACUGGU